GACUGCAAGGUCGCCAUUGGCGACUUUCAACAUUUUUCUUUGGAAGAUAUAUUAAAUGAUCUUUCUCGUGUGAUAUUGGAUUCAUGCAUCGCUCCUCUAUAUAUGAACUGCAAAAAAACAUCGAUCAAAAAACUAAUCAUCUCAAACUCAACCAGUUUUACCCAAAUGGAGACUGCGCUAACUAAAAUCCCAGAAGUCAAACUCACAGCCUACUAUGGAGACCGUAACAUGCCGGUGAUGGGUUUAGGCACAGCUGCCGAUCCUUUUGACGAAUCUGCCAUGACAGCAGCAAUCUUGGAUGCCAUCAGACUGGGUUACACACACUUUGACACUGCCUCCAUGUACGGCUCUGAGAAGGUUCUAGGUGAGGCGAUCGUCCAAGCACUUAAUCUUGGCCUUCUGGCUUCUCGAGAACAGCUCUUCAUUACUUCAAAACUGUGGUGUAGUGAAGCACAUGCUCAUCUUGUUCUUCCUGCUCUAAAAAAUUCUCUCAGGGCUCUUCAAGUGGAGUACUUGGAUCUUUAUCUCAUACACUGGCCCAUAACUUCUAAGCCAGGAAAGUAUGAAUAUCCAAUACCAGAAGAAGACCUUCAACCGAUGGACUUCAAGGCAGUGUGGGCAGCCAUGGAAGAUUGUCAAAAGCUUGGCCUCACCAAGUCAAUUGGAGUCAGCAAUUUCUCCUGUAAGAAGCUUCAAACCAUACUGGCCUCUGCUAAGAUUCCUCCUUCAGUAAAUCAAGUGGAAAUGAGUCCAGUCUGGCAACAGAAGAAGCUUCUUGAAUUUUGCAAGACCCACAAUAUCAUUGUGACCGCUUUUUCUCCUCUGGGAGCAAAAGGUACUAACUGGGGCAGUAAUCUGGUUAUGGACAAUCAAGUGCUUCAAGAGAUAGCAAAGGAUCAUGGCAAGACUAUUGCCCAGGUUGCUUUGAGAUGGAUAUAUGAACAAGGGGCAACUCUUGUGGUCAAGAGCUAUAAAAAAGAGAGGUUAAAGGAGAAUAUGGAGAUAUUUGAUUGGUCAUUGUCAAAAGAAGACGACGAAAAGAUAAAACAGAUUCCCCAACAGAGAAUUAUGCUUAAGGAAGAAUUCGUCACUCCUAGCGGUCCAUUCAAGUCCCUUGAAGAGCUAUGGGAUGGGGAGCUUUAAUUCAACGAGGCCGUAUUCAAGAAAAUGAUAAUCCUGUAAUUUCUAGUUUUUGAAUCCUGAAAUUUUGAAUCUUGUUGUCUUGUAUCUUUUUGUGGCUGUUUUGUUGUAUUGUAAUUUCUAGUUUUUGAAUCCUGAAAUUUUGAAUCUUGUUGUCUUGUAUCUUUUUGUGGCUGUUUUGUUGUAUUGUAAUUUCUAGUUUUUGAAUCCUGAAAUUUUGAAUCUUGUUGUCUUGUAUCUUUUUGUGGCUGUUUUGUUGUAUUGUAAUUUCUAGUUUUUGAAUCCUGAAAUUUUGAAUCUUGUUGUCUUGUAUCUUUUUGUGGCUGUUUUGUUGUAUUGUAAUUUCUAGUUUUUGAAUCCUGAAAUUUUGAA
Messenger RNA from Jatropha curcas, 1512 nucleotides. Its product is annotated as non-functional NADPH-dependent codeinone reductase 2. The record is from RefSeq and is a predicted model, not a curated record. Lineage: Eukaryota; Viridiplantae; Streptophyta; Magnoliopsida; Malpighiales; Euphorbiaceae. Gene Ontology annotation, molecular function: oxidoreductase activity, acting on the CH-OH group of donors, NAD or NADP as acceptor.